Triticum dicoccoides is the source of this 2856-nucleotide messenger RNA. Its product is annotated as pentatricopeptide repeat-containing protein At4g14850-like. The transcript is spliced from 3 exons. The record is from RefSeq and is a predicted model, not a curated record. Bases 18 to 2072 code for a protein of 684 amino acids. Gene Ontology annotation, molecular function: protein binding; zinc ion binding; RNA binding. Gene Ontology annotation, biological process: RNA modification. NCBI's taxonomy places the organism in Eukaryota, Viridiplantae, Streptophyta, Magnoliopsida, Poales, Poaceae.
UGCGCGCGGGCGCGGCCAUGUCGGCGGACCCCCAGCUCCUUGCGGCGGCUGUGGAGGCCGCGAUCGCCUCGCGCUCCCCACGGCUCGGCCGUGCCGCGCACGCGCGCGCGCUCAGGCUGCUAUCGCCGGGCAUCCCGCCCUUCAUCUGCGCGCACCUUGUCAACCUCUAUUCCAAGCUCGACCUCCCCGCGGCCGCCGCCUCCGCCCUCGCCUCCGACCCCAGCCCCACCGUCGUGUCAUUCACGGCCUUCAUCUCCGGCGCCGCGCAGCACGCGCGCCCGCUCCCCGCCCUCUCCGCCUUCGCCGCCAUGCUCCGCCUCGGCCUCCGCCCCAACGACUUCACCUUCCCCUCCGCGUUCAAGGCCGCCGCCUCCGCGCCCCCUCGCUCCGCCGCCGGCCCGCAGAUACACGCGCUCGCCAUUAGGUUCGGCUACCUCCCCGCCGACGCCUUCGUCUCGUGCGCCGCGCUGGACAUGUACUUCAAGACCGGCCGCCUCGGCCUGGCCCGCCGCCUGUUCGAGGAAAUGCCUAACAGAAACGUGGUGGCGUGGAACGCGGUGAUGACCAACGCCGUGCUCGCCGGCCGGCCCCUCGAGACGGUCCAAGCUUACUUUGGGCUCCGGGAGGCUGGUGGGAUGCCGAAUGUCGUCUCGGUCUGUGCGUUCUUCAACGCGUGCGCCGGGGCGAUGCUCCUGUUGCCUGGGGCCCAAUUCCAUGGGUUCGUGGUGAAGUGCGGUUUUGACAUGGAUGUCUCGGUGUCGAAUGCGAUGCUUGAUUUCUAUGGGAAGUGCCGAUGCGCGGAGAAGGCAAAGAUGGUGUUUGAUGCGAUGAGAGUCAGGAACAGUGUAUCAUGGUGUUCCAUGGUUGUUGCAUAUGCACAGAACGGGGCAGAGGAGGAUGCUUUUGCUGUGUACCUGGGUGCGAGGAGGGCGGGGGAAGAGCCGACUGACUUCAUGGUCUCCAGCGUGCUCACUACAUGCGCAGGCCUGCUAGGCCUUGACCUUGGGCGUGCUCUGCAUGCAGUUGCUGUUCGCUCUUGCAUCGAUGCAAACAUCUUUGUUGCAAGUGCAUUGGUUGACAUGUAUGGCAAGUGCGGGGGUGUUGAAGAUGCUCACCAUGUCUUUGUCGAUAUGCCACAGCGGAAUCUUGUCACAUGGAAUGCGAUGAUUGGAGGGCAUGCUAACAUCGGUGAUGCUAUAAACGCACUUGCAGUGUUCAGUGAUAUGAUAGCGAGUGGAGAGACAGCACCUAACUACAUCACACUUGUAAAUGUGAUCACAGCCUGCAGUAGAGGAGGUUUGACCAAGGAAGGCUAUGAGCUGUUUGAGACAAUGAGGGAGAGGUUUGGGAUAGAACCACGGACUGAGCACUAUGCUUGCGUGGUUGACUUGCUUGGGCGUGCAGGAAUGGAAGAGCGAGCUUAUGAGAUUAUACAGAGGAUGCCAAUGAGACCUUCCAUUUCUCUCUGGGGAGCACUACUUGGGGCAUGCAAGAUGCAUGGGAAGACAGAGCUGGGAAGGAUUGCAGCUGAGAAGUUGUUUGAACUUGACCCUCAGGACUCUGGCAAUCACGUGCUGCUCUCAAACAUGCUUGCAUCAGCUGGCAGGUGGGCAGAAGCAACUUAUGUGAGGAAGGAGAUGAAAGAUGUCGGAAUCAAGAAAGACCCAGGGUGUAGCUGGAUCACUUGGAAAAAUGGUGUGCAUGUUUUCCAUGCCAAGGACACCAAACAUGAGAUGAAUAGCGAGAUCCGGGCAUUACUGGCCAAGCUUAAAAAACAAAUGCAAGCUUCUGGGUACAUGCCAGACACACAAUAUUCACUUUAUGAUCUUGAGGAAGAAGAGAAAGAAUCAGAGGUGUUUCAACAUAGUGAGAAGCUUGCCCUGGCCUAUGGACUCAUUCACAUUCCGCCUGGUGUACCUAUAAGGAUCACAAAGAACUUGAGAAUAUGUGUGGAUUGUCACCGAGCUUUCAAGUUUAUAUCUGGUAUUGUUGAUAGGGAGAUAAUUGUGAGGGACAAUAAUAGGUUUCAUCACUUCAAACAAUAUGAAUGUUCAUGCAAGGAUUACUGGUGAAAACUCUGUCCAUGUGAUACAGAAAAGCAGGAAGAAACAGCGGAGAAGAUCAAGAGCUGGGUGAGGAUGGCCAAGAACAACCUCAUCGGCUCCAUCAUCUCUGCCGACACCGACCUCGACCUCGUGCUUGUCCAUGCAGUCUACUUCAAGGCCAAGUGGUGUGGUGCAGUAUGUUCGAGACACAUUGGAUGAGGUUGGGCACGUUCGCUGGCUGGAUGCCGCCGCGUUUGAUGCACAGGUCAUGUGGAAGCUCAUGUAUGACGCGCACCCAUGAACGGGUUCAAGGUGCUGCGGCCGGCGAGGCUUCAUCUGACGCGGACAACACACAUCACACCCAAGACGGCAGCCGCCAACUGUUGGGCUGCCCAAAUUCAAGGUAAACUUGAAAUGGGACCUCCAUCUGCUUGGGCUCACGCUACCGUUCUUGCCAGAGUCAGACGACCUGCCGAGCAUGUGCCAAUGUGCAAGGACCACGACAGGCAGCCGACAUUCCUGAGAAAGAGGGUGCACCAAGCAGUCGUCAAUGUGGACGAAGAAGGAACUGAGGCGGCCACGAUCAUAUUUGGAUCAUACAAUGUGCUGGGAAGACACCAAGCAAUGAGUUCGUCUCCGACCAUCCCUUCACUUUCUUCAUGAUGGAGUUGAGGGUGCUUGUGUUUGCCAGCAGGAUCGAGAUUUUAGAAACUUCAGGCAUUGGCUAUCUGCUUCUUUUACUUUUGCAUCUAGCUGUCUCGAUGUUUUCAGAACAAUCAAGCAAAACCAGAAUGCAAAUAUUUCAGUUCCA